This is a messenger RNA of Brassicogethes aeneus, 630 nucleotides long. The record is from the annotation of a GenBank genome assembly. Lineage: Eukaryota; Metazoa; Arthropoda; Insecta; Coleoptera; Nitidulidae.
AUGCCUCUCAUACUAGUUUUCCUGCCAAGGUCAGAGAAGAGCAUCUUCGACACUAGCACCAUCCUAAACCUGAAAAUCAAGGUAGAAACACAACAUAACAAGGCCGCGAUCAGUCAAUGCUUUAGAUGUCAGCGUUUUGGCCAUGGGCAAAGUAGGUGCACGGCCCCGCCAAAGUGUGUGAAGUGCGCCGGAGAACAUCUUUCCAAUGACUGCACGAAAUCAAAAGAAUCCAAGGCUACCUGCGCAAACUGCGGCGAAAGUCAUCCUGCAAGCUACAGAGGCUGCCCAAAUUAUCCAAAGCUAGAACAAAAACCCCAAGAAACCAAGUCAGCGCAACAACAACAACCAUCAAGAAGCUAUGCACAGGUCUCAAGAAAUACUGCAACAACCAACGACAUGACGGCACACCUCCAGAGGUUCAGCGAAAUGUUCCAACAAAUGCAACUGAUCGCAAACCAAAUUCAUUUAUCAAAGCAGAAAGCGGAAUUGCUGUUCCUGGCACCCUACCACACCCCGCCUAAGCGUUACAAAGUUGAUGAGUCCUUCGGCAGCAUGGGCAUGAGGUUUUGCGUCUGCCUCCAUAUCACUGCGUUCAAUGCCAUUGCAACAACGUAUUCUGUUUUAGGCUAA